This is a messenger RNA of Lodderomyces beijingensis, 1674 nucleotides long. Lineage: Eukaryota; Fungi; Ascomycota; Pichiomycetes; Serinales; Debaryomycetaceae. The record is from the annotation of a GenBank genome assembly.
AUGGUUUCCGCUACACCUGCUAUCGCGAAGCUCAAAGAUGUGGAGCUUAUGGCUCGAGAUUUCAUCAAGGGGAAAGUCAGAAUAAACAAUGAAGUUUACAAAACAAGAUCGUAUUUCCUCCUAUUGUCCAUAGAACCCAUCCCGAGAUUUAGCGACACGGUGAGUUUUUACGUUACAGACUUCACGUCGCACUCUCAAUGCUGUCGCGAGGAUAGACAUCAUGAGAGGUCGGAAGAAGCGCUCAACUUGAAUCUACGCAUGGACCAAGUUGUAAGGUUGAUUGUUCAUGAAGACCAUUUGGACACAUUGAGUGACCAGUACCAAGCAGCUUUCGAUGGCUGCAAAUUGAAUUUGAAAAAGAUGUGGCAAGGUAAUCGUAAACAAGGACUCAAUGUUGAAGACAAGGUCAUCAUCUUUGGCGUCACAUGCCAGUGGAGGAGUUUUGAAAACAAACUCGAACCUUAUACAUUUGAUUUCAAUAUCGUUGAAUACGACGAGUUGCAAGAGAAGAAGCAGCAAGUUACAGGCGACUUGUACAGGAAUAUCUUGAAGCAGACCAAGUUUGUGCAGUUAAAUGCAGAGUUGAUAAAUAAGGUGAUACCAAAGGACUUUGUAAAGUCACCUUCGAUAGCCACUUCUGCUCCAUCAAUCAAAACGGCACCACCUCAAGCGAUCCCGGGAUUGAAAAUUAGGAGCAAGUACCACAAUAACCAGUUGUCAGCUCCAGCAACCGGCAAUGCCGUGGAACCUGCAAGACAGGAUGUUAGCACAUCCAUUACAAAUAAACCAGACACUACGCUGCUGAGCAAAAAGGCGGCACAGGAGUUUUUCAUUUCCUCCGAUUCCAGCAUUCCCGAAUUGUCCUCCUACGAUGAAGAUUCACAAUCAAGAUACCUGGAUCCUUUGGUUGAGCCAGAGAAGCAAGUGGGAGACGUAGGUGAUAAUGUUGGUGCGGAGGUGGAACUAAUCAAAGAUCUGAUAGCGACGCCACCAGCUAGGAAACAGUCUUUAACUGGAAUUGAAAACAAAAACAACAAUAAGAGGAAGAAGAAGAAGAAGGACUGGGAUCAUCAUAAUUUAUCACCACCAAAAACCAGUCCACUUGGCUCAAGUCCGAAUACCGUUUCCCUGAAAAUAACACCCCAGAAACGGAAACUCGAGGAAACUCUCAACGACUCCCGCCUGCCAAUAAAACCAGGUUUCCAUUCAAUACGACAACUCCGGGAUAUGACCAUGGAGAAGGAUGACAAGAUCUAUAAAACAACGUGCAAAAUUGUCGGCACAGUCCCCAACAAUUGGUCGCUCUUGUGCGGCGAGGCCUUUGACGACAAGCAUUGUCUGAAAUCUUCAGGGACAAAUAAAAUAAUCAUGCAUGAGCUUGAGAUCAUAUUAGCCGACGUCAACAUGGAAGUUGAUAAAGAUAAUAUCAUAAAUGACAAGGACGUCUUGUCGGUAUAUUUGAACGGAUGGGAUAUAUUGAAGUUCUUGCACUUGAAAAAUGUCGAUGAAGCAUACGUCAACAUUGGCAAACUACAAAAGCAAUUGGAUACGCAGGGUUUAAUCACAGCACAAGGCAAACCAUUGGAGUUGGAUUUGGACCUUUUCAAAGUCAGAAGAAAGAUCGGCAACGAUCUGCAACAUCAGGUUAUUUGGAAGGCAAACAUUGCAGUUUGA